GGGACGACCUUUGGUGUAGGAAUUCUACACUGUGAUUGUCCCUCCUGGCUUUGGCUAGUCUGUCAUGUAGCUAAUAUUUCUAUUGCUAGUUGCUUUUCGUUGGAUUUGAUUGAGGUUUCUAGCCUGUGGAGGAACAUCGUUGCUGUUAAAUAUGGUAUCUCUCCGAUAGGCUGGUGUAUCAGAUAUUCCACUCUCCAGGCUUUCUUUUUGUGGAAAUAUGUAGCAAGGGUGGCCCCUAUAGUGAUAGAUGGCUUCAGCUAUGCUGUGGAGGAUGGUUCCAGGAUGAGUAACAAAAGGCGCAAGCAUGGUGCAACAAGUUGGGCAAACCUUCCAGAAGACAUCUUGGGGUUGAUACUGAAUCAUCUGCCGUACAUCGACCAUAUCCAUGUUGGUGCUGUUUGCGUUUCUUGGCACUCAACUGUAGAAAAGAAGGUGUAUUGUCCAGCCCGACAACUUCCAUGGCUGAUGCUCUUCGGCAACCUAGAGAGUGAAUCUUGUAGUUUCUACAGCCUAUCCGACAAUAAGGUUAGGACGCUCAACCUACCAGAAUUUCAUGGGAUGCGGUGCAUCGGAUCGUCUGAUGGGUGGCUGGUAACCCUCAAUGAGAGUGGUGACAUCAGUUUGUGGAAUCCCUUCUCAAGAGCUAAGAUCCAACUCCCGUCGCUCAAGCAGUUUCCAAGUCUGUUGAAUUGGAGACAACGCUCAUACCAGUUUGUGGUUCCAAUGGUCAGAGACGAAGGCAGAGUAGCAGAAAAUGAAUGGGUUGCCCCUCCACCAAAGUUUCAAUAUCUUGUUGAAAGAGUACCAUUUCCUAAAGAUGCAUGCGCCGAGUACAAGCAAAAAAAUGUGUGCAUCUCCCUUAUACGUAAAGUGGUCGUGUCAACACAACCUGGUGAUUUUGCGGUUAUGAUCAUCCAUGGUCAGGAGGAAUUUGCAUUUUGUAGACUUGGAGACAAGUCAUGGACUGCAUUGGCACCACGAUGCCGAAAAGUCCACCAGGACAUCAUAUUUGAUAAAGGUAGAUUCUAUGUAGUGAGUUUUUUGGGUUUUGUUAUAGCUUGGGAUGUUUUCGGCACUUCUCCUACGGCCACAGAAAUUCGUUUGCGCAUGCCACCCGCACAAUAUGAAAGGAAGUACCUAGCAGAGCUUGCAGGGGAUCUGUUGCUUGUAGUACGGUACUAUGAGAAGAGUAGGGAUGUGUGUGAUGCAUAUGGAAAGUGGAUAACAAAAACAACUGGAUUUGAAGUCUUCAAGCUCGAUCAAAGUGGGUCAAUGUGGACCCAAUUAACAAGCUUAGGUGACCAUGCGCUGUUCAUGGGUGGUUCUCAAUCAAUUUCAUGUUCGGCUCGCAACUUCUCUGACUGCAAAGCGAAUUGUAUCUAUUUUUGUGACGACGCUUGGGAUGUGUGUUUUGAAGAAUCUCCCCCAUGGGGACAUGAUUUGGGUAUAUUCAACCUAAAAGAUGGAAGCUUUGAUCGGUAUUAUGGUAUCGAAUCUUGGGUAACCAUCCCCCAAUCUAUUUGGUUCACACCUAAACCUUGCUAGUAUGUAUAUUUGACGAAGUUUAGGAGUUAAAAAG
Molecule: messenger RNA, 1579 nt
Organism: Magnolia sinica
Lineage: Eukaryota; Viridiplantae; Streptophyta; Magnoliopsida; Magnoliales; Magnoliaceae
Product: putative F-box protein At5g55150
Exons: 2
Coding region: 283-1545 (420 amino acids)
Molecular function (GO): protein binding
Source: RefSeq, a predicted model, not a curated record